This is a messenger RNA of Wyeomyia smithii (pitcher-plant mosquito), 1429 nucleotides long. Its product is annotated as endothelial zinc finger protein induced by tumor necrosis factor alpha-like. Lineage: Eukaryota; Metazoa; Arthropoda; Insecta; Diptera; Culicidae. Bases 155 to 1306 code for a protein of 383 amino acids. The record is from RefSeq and is a predicted model, not a curated record. The transcript is spliced from 2 exons.
AUAUUUUUCAAAAACAUCUGACAUCUCAGAGGUAAAGUGAACGAAAGUGGACACUUAACAAGAACGAAAAGCUAUUUGUACAGUUGUUUGAUAUAAAGAAAAAUAAAUAAUUCAUGCAUAAUUUCUCUUCGACGAUCCAGAAAAACAGUAUUUAAUGAAUACCACCCACACAACAUCAAUGGAAUAUUUAAAUCAACUACCCGAAGCUUCCGAUCGACCCAUUGAAGCCAUUGAGAACGAUCGGGCUAGGAAAAAACCUCACGGUUGCUCUAUCUGCGGUAGAAGCUUCAGUUUCAAAAGUCACCUAACAGAACACUUUCGCAUUCAUACCGGAGAAAAACCCUCCAAAUGUGACUACUGUGGAAUGCGCUCCUAUACUGAACGCAGUCUUAAAAAACAUGUGCGACGACACACCGGUGAGCGGCCACAUGUUUGCGGAGAGUGUGGUAAAGGAUUCUUUCGCAAAGACCAAUUAACGGACCAUGAGAAAUGGCAUGAUAAACCCAAUCAGACCACCGAAAAAGACCUGUCUAGCAUAAAACUUCACGAUUGCGAUAUCUGUGGCAAAAGUUUUAGAUGUAAAAGUCACCUCAUGGUACACGUCCGCACUCAUACGGGAGAAAAACCCUUCGAAUGUGACCACUGUGGAAUGAAGUUCGUAGAUAACAGCAGGCUUAAUAUACAUGUGCGACAGCACACCGGCAAGCGGCCAUAUAUUUGCGAGGAGUGCGGUAAAGGGUUUCUGUUCAGGAGCCGAUUAACGAUCCACAAGAAAUGGCACAUCGACAAAAAACCUUUCAAGUGCGAUGUGUGUGGUCGAGGGUUAUCACAUCAAUCUGCACUCGCAGCCCACAAACGUAUUCACACAAAUCGAAAAGAGUACGAAUGUGACCUCUGCGGUAAACGAUUCAAUAAUAAGAGUUGUUUAAUCCAGCACAGUCGUAUACACACCGAAAAAAGACCGAAGUUCAAAUGCGAUUUGUGUGAGAAAUCGUUUUCAACACGCUUCGCGGCAAAACAGCAUCGACAGAUCCAUACCGGUGAGAAACCACACAAAUGCGAUGAAUGCGACAAACAAUUCAUUACUAGAAGCAAUUUAAACCAACAUAAACGAACUCACACCGGAGAACGGCCGUACGGAUGCCCAUUCUGCGGUAAGAUGUUUACCGGAAGUACCAGUUUGACGCGUCAUAUACGCAUCCACACGGGAGAAAGACCGUACAAAUGUGACAUCUGUGGAAAGGACUUUAUUGACAACUGUACAAUGGAAAAACAUCGACGCAUUCAUACGGGUGAGAAACCGUAGCAGUGAAAGGUAUGAGGAAAACGAUUUCACACCAGUAGCAAUCUAAUUAAGGACACUUCGGUUCAUGAAAAAACAAAAAUUAAUCCACGAAGCGGUAUGACCUCUAUUAUAUGAUAAGAUCAA